Molecule: messenger RNA, 741 nt
Organism: Psylliodes chrysocephalus
Lineage: Eukaryota; Metazoa; Arthropoda; Insecta; Coleoptera; Chrysomelidae
Source: the annotation of a GenBank genome assembly
AUGUAUUCGGGUUAUGGACAACCUCAACAAGGUUACGGUCAACCUCAAGGCUAUGGCGGUCAACCCCAAGGUUACGGGCAACCGCAGCAAGGAUACGGUCAACCACAAGGUCAUGGCCAACCCCAGGGUUAUGGUCAACCUGGCCAGCCUCAAGGUUAUGGCCAACCCCAAGGUCACGGCCAACCCCAAGGUCACGGCCAACCUCAAGGUUACGGUCAACCACAACCCCAAGUCAGUCCUGAAGUUCAAAAUUGGUUUCAAACUGUAGACAAAGAUCGUUCAGGACAAAUUAGUGCGAAUGAACUCCAAUCAGCCUUGAUCAAUGGUCAAGGUGAAAACUUUUCGACCACUGCUUGCAAGUUGAUGAUUUCAAUGUUUGAUACUGAUCAUACAGGCACUAUAGGUAUCCAUGAAUUCCAAUUGUUAUACAACUAUAUCAACCAGUGGCUGGCCGUGUUUAAAAACUAUGAUAGAGACCAGUCUGGGAGCAUAGAGGAGAGCGAACUUUCGCAAGCGUUCCAACAGAUGGGUUUCAGAUUUUCCAAUGAGUUUGUUCGAUUUUUGGUAAAUAAAUGUGAUGUUAAAACACACACUAAGAUGUCUGUCGAUCAGUUUAUUGUCGCUUGCAUCCAGAUCCAGAGGUUUACGGAAGCCUUUAAAGCAAAAGACAGAGAAAUGAAAGGAGUCAUCACUUUAGGUUUCGAAGAAUUCUUGUCAAUCGCUUUAGAUUGUACAAAUUAG